Ceratosolen solmsi marchali is the source of this 1111-nucleotide messenger RNA. RefSeq names its product glycerophosphodiester phosphodiesterase domain-containing protein 1. Gene Ontology annotation, cellular component: endoplasmic reticulum membrane. The record is from RefSeq and is a predicted model, not a curated record. NCBI's taxonomy places the organism in Eukaryota, Metazoa, Arthropoda, Insecta, Hymenoptera, Agaonidae. Gene Ontology annotation, molecular function: phosphatidylcholine lysophospholipase A1 activity; phosphoric diester hydrolase activity. Gene Ontology annotation, biological process: glycerophospholipid catabolic process. The transcript has 6 exons.
AAUAUUACAAUUUCAUAUAUUUUCCUAAACCAAUGCUUACAUAUUUUUAAAUAUGUUAUUAUAUACCAUAAUUGGUAGUUAUGUUCUUACAUCAUUACUUCUUAUUAAAUACCCAACAUUGAUUCACAAAAAGAAAAAAAAUUAAUUUGUAUGUCGUCACAUAAGUCAUAGAGGUGGUGCUGGUGAAAAUUAUGAAAAUACAAUGUGUGCCUUUGAACGUGCAGUAGCUGCAGGUACUGAAAUGAUAUAAUUAGAUUGUCAUCUAACACAAGAUGGACAUGUAGUUGUUUCUCAUGAUCAAAAUUUAUCAACAAGUACUGGAAUAGAUAUAAACAUUUCUGAAAUAAAUUUUAAUGAUUUACCACUAUUAAAAUCAAAAUUACCAAUUCAUUUUGAUCCAGGUAUGGAUUGUCUAUAUAUAUACUUUUAUAAAAAAUUGUUUGCAGUUAUUGAUUAUUUCAUUAUAGGUGUCAUCUAUGCUGGUUCCGAUAAAAAAGAGGAGAGGAAAUUUGUGUUAUUAAAGGAAGUUUUUGAAGCUUUUCCUCAAAUACCCAUUAAUAUUGAUAUUAAAAUUACCAGUGAUGAGCUUAUAUUUAAAGUUUCAGAAUUAAUAAAACACUAUAAUAGAGAGGAAUAUACUAUAUGGAGAAACUUUAAUAAUGAAAUAACUAAAAAGUGUUAUAAAAUGAAUCCUAAUGUAAAUUUAUUAUUUUCUAUGAAAAGAGUUAUAUUAUUAAUAAUUUUUAUGUACACUGGUCUUUUACCAUUUAUUCCUCUAAAGGAAACGCAUCUUGAAAUAUUUUUACCAUCCAUUUAUCUCCGAAGAGAUCAUCAAAUCGAACAAAUUUUUCCAAUGAAUACAAUUUUUUUAGGAACUUUGAACAUACUAUUAAUGAGACCAUGUUUGUUUAAUCAUUUACAAGCUCGUGGUAUACAUAUUUAUUUUUGGGUUUUAAAUAAAGAAGAUUUUCAAAAAGCAUUUGAUCUAGGAGCCACAGGUAUCAUGACUGAUUAUCCAACAAAAUUGAUGUUAUUUCUAAAAAGCAAAACAACCAAAUAAUUUAUAAGCUAAUGAACUCCAUAAAAUGAAUUAAACUAUACAUUUAUAAUU